AUGUCUGGAAGGCCCGAGGAAGGACUUUACGAUAAUGAGGAAAUUCAAGCGCCUACUGUCCCGCAGGGAGAUCGGAGGAGAGCGAGGUCGGAAUUUGAGGGUGACACAGAUCACUCCUCUGCGAGUCGCAGAGGAUUGGAGGAAGCGCGGCGACCACAGUGGACCAUGAGAAGCACCGUAAAGGACAUCCUGCUGGAGGGAAGCACUCUCAGCACCAACAUGAAGCUGAAUGAAUUCCUUCGGAGCAACUUGGGUGGCAGGGGAGUUGUGGACACCAAUGAGAACGUCGCUAUGGAGAUGUUUGUUCAGGAUCCCGAGAUGUUUAUCCAAAACGAAAGGUUAUUACGCAUAAUAAAGGCAUCGCUGUCAUACCAAGAGCUGGAGGCCAUUAAUAAGCUUCAUCACGAAGAUGUGCUCUCUCUCGAGCAAUGGAGGGACUAUGAAGGAAAGGAUACAGUCACUCCUCUUGCGAGGAGAAAACUAAAUGGAGUUCUCAUUCAGAUACUGACAGAGGAAAAGCUUGAUGCGGAAGAAAGGGCAAGGCGGGAACAGCAACAAGUAAUAUUUAACUUAUAUGCUAAGAUCGAAGAUUUGUUGUUUGGAGGGAGAGUUCGCCUCAUCGACAUAAGCCUGAAUGAUUUUCUUACGAUGGAAUUUGACGGCAGAGGCAUUUUGCGCGCCAAUCGGAAUGUCUUACUGGAGGAGUUUUUUAUUGAUCCCACGAAGUAUAUCCGCGAUGCGGGAGUAUUGAACGAAAUGCAGGCAUCAGGUCACUAUGCGAGGAUAGAGAAGACUGUAAGGGAUGAAAUGGAUUUGGAAGAAGUUGUACGCAGGCUUCACGAGAAUGGUGUCAACAACCUACUUGGGUGGUCAUUAGCUGCUGAGGAGGUAAAAGCAUGUGCUCGAGACAACAAUAAAAACACAUUGGAUGCAGCCCUUCAUGAAGCGAGGAAGCCAACAACGACAAUUGCACCGAUAUACCUGGAGGGAUGCUACGAGUCUGUGCACAAUGCGAGUUGGCACCAUGUCGUGGAAGUUCCUGAUGGCGAGGGGACGGGGACGGGAAUAGGGAUGGAAGUGAGGGAAGGGGAAGCACCGCAGUCAUGGUCGUACAAGGCGGUUGGCUACACUCUCGAAAAGAAUGACGCUGUGGAGCAAUUCGGCGCAGAGCGUCUCAAGCUGACGGUGCUCACCUCGGACAAGGGAUGGCCGUACACGUGGGGAGAAGGGCUGAAUGAACUUAUUCCUGACUGCUAUGUGAACUGUGAGGUGGAUCGAGUGUGGCAGAUCGUCAAGGGCGAUCUCACCGGAUGGUUCAGCAGUCACGAGAAGAACAAACUUUCGCCUGAUCCGUUUAUGUUGAUUGGGACGCCCGGGAUCGGGAAGUCGAUGGCUGCCGGUUCGUACCUCCUCUACCAGCUGCUGCACUACGAUGCGAAGCGACUGCAAAUGGUUGCGUACGUUAUUGGGAAUCGAAAAUUUCUUUUUGACAAGACCGCCAAAACGGUGGAAAAAUACAGUGCGGCGUCUAAUAUCGUGCAUACUUUGCGCAGUUUCUCUCGGCGUGGGGUGAAAGGGUAUAUUAUCUACGACGUGGCAUUGAAGGGUCAUCAAACGUCUACUGCUUUGCCUUGCGAGGGAUGGGGCAUGAUUGUGGUGACAUCACCGAACAAAAACAACUACGAAUCGUGGGCGAAGCUGGUGGAAGCGGAAAAAAUCAUAAUUAAUUGCCCUGACGAGAGCGAUGUGAGGGCAAUGUGCAUUUGGAUGAAGCGCAAUCGGCGGCUUGAGGAGGAAGAAGCGGACUACUGGAAGAAGGUGAAGGAUCGCAUGGAUAAAGUGGGAUCGCUUCUUCGCUACAUCUUUGAUGACAGCGAAUACAAAUCUCGGCUUGUCUCGUGCAAAAGUAAAGUUAAAUCAAUGAACCUUUUUGCUACCCACUAUUACUCUAUUUUGGGGACUAAUGAAGUGUGCGAUGAUAACCACAUCUCUCACAAAGUUGUAAAGGUCGUACGAGUACGAGGAGGAAGCAAUUUAGAAUUGCCUUACAAUGCACUGAUGUCUCCUUAUCUCGGAAAUUUAGUGACAUGCAAGUUGGCGGAGUUAAUGGCGCCGAAUAAUUUUAUUUUACUCGUAUUGGCUAUUAAGGACGAUCUCUUAUCAAAACCCCUUGAAAAGCAUUCCGUGUUUACUUUUUUGAGCGAGGCCUUUGUAAGUGCAAUAAUACCGAAACUCAGGGAGCUGAAAAUAGAAGAAGAUGCUCCGCCACACCGCUGUGCGUUGGAAUUGUAUCCACAUGAGCGCCCUCUCAAGCCCUGUAUUUUCCAGUGCCUGGAAAAAUUUAAAAAGAAGAUUAAUAUAGAGUAUCGGGUGCUGUACAAACCGGUGGCUCAAAACUUUCCGUUGGUGGACGCCUUUUUCUUUGUGGACUCAAAUCCGAAGACGCUGGUUGGGCUGCGGAUGACUACGGCGGGUGAGCAUCACACCACAACCAGCGCCGUGAGGCAGUUCAAGGAGCGUAUGGAGAGUUAUUUUAAUGGUUGGGAGGAAUUUUCUGAGGGAUUGUCGUGGAAUAUUAUUUAUAUACAGCACGCAGACAGCACGCCGAUGAUUGAAUGGCAGAGAUGUGGUCCCGUCGUUACCGAUAAUUUGAGCGACGCUGAAAACGAGAUUGUGGCGUUCUGGGAGGAGGAGGUGCACCAGUACCAAGUGUCUGUAUCAUCCAGAGACUUUAAAGGAAAAGAAGAAGCUCCCCCAACUGUGGAAGAACAACAACAGGAAACAGAUUAG
Molecule: messenger RNA, 2790 nt
Organism: Trypanosoma cruzi
Lineage: Eukaryota; Euglenozoa; Kinetoplastea; Trypanosomatida; Trypanosomatidae
Product: retrotransposon hot spot (RHS) protein, putative
Exons: 1
Coding region: 1-2790 (929 amino acids)
Source: RefSeq, a predicted model, not a curated record